AUGUUUGUUUAUUCGACAGAUUGUGAAAUGCCGUCAACAUUUAAUCAAGUUAUCCUGAUAAGUCCAUUACCUCCAACAAGACAAACACUGGCUGCACUCGAUGCCUUCAGUUUGGUUUCUCAGAAGGAUUGGCAUCAUAACUAUCGGGUUAAUCAUCAUCACCAUCAACAAAAGAAACCUUAUGAUAGCGAAGAAACAUCACAAAGAUCUCCAGAAAUAUUGCCAUCAAGUAACCAAUCAACUUCUUUUCAUCCUCACCACCAGCCUCAUCAACCUCUUCCUCUUCACAAUGAUGAAACAUUAUCAUCUGUCACUACAUUAGUCUUAUCUAAUGUAGGAAAACAUGAAGGCUCAAACCAAACAUUUACAACAAAACAUAUCACAUCAGCUACUCUCUCUUCAGGAAUCAGUAUCUUCCCAUAUUUGACAUUAAUGUGGAAAGUAUCACCUGAAAUAAUGAAAAUGAAUAAUUUAUCUUCAAUAUUUGAACAAACUGUUUCAUUGUGUACAAUUAAUUUAUGUGAUAGUGAUCAGUUAAAUUCUAAUGAAAAUCUAUUGUCAACCUCAGAAUUUCUUCAUCUGGAACCUGAAUAUAAAAUAAAUGACUUAAAAAUAUAUCAGCAUCCCAAUGGGAUUACUUUAUAUGGAAGUUCAGGUACACUAAGUUAUAUGAACGCUUUGAAACAUGUUCAAUGGUUUUAUAAAGAUGAAAGUACUCCUCCUCCCAGUAAACGUUGUUUUAAUGCAUCGUGUAAGGCGGUAGUUCAAACCUCCAAAACAGAUCAAAGUCCAAUGAAAAUCAAUAGUAAUUCUAUCCAGUCUGAAUUUGUUGUUCAUCGGGAAGAAACUGGAAUUCAUGAUUCAUCAUAUUCAUCCACAUUUAUUCAACCUAGUGCACAACAACAUUCAGCUCGUUUAUCUUUACCAUCAGAGCCGCGUUUAUUAGCGAAAAGACAUACCACAAGUGGAUUGAAAUCAGAUAUGCAAGUGAAUGAAAAUUCAAGUGUAUGGAGUAAGAGUUCUUUACUGCUUAUUAGCUCUUCAGUUUUGGCAGUCUUAUUGUUAUUUUUUGUCGCCGUUAAACGAAUACAACGUAUCCAUUCAAAAUCUCGUCAGUUUGAAUCCCAAACACAAAAUCUUCACAUGAUACCAUACGAUAAUGAUGCAUUAAAAGAAACAUUCAAACGUCAACAAUUAAACGAUAUUGAAGAAGCAAUCAAAUCAGAAACAACUGAGGAGCUAAGAAAUCCAUGUGUAUGCAACAAAACGUCAUCCUUUGCAGUACAAAAUAAACAACAACAGCACGAUGGACCUCAGCCGUUGAGAAUCAUACCAAAUCCUAUUGUCAAUCGGUCAGAAAUGAGAGAAUUCACGGAAAAAACCAUUCUACUUGAUGAGAAGCGAUACAAUACCACUCUAAACAUAGCUACAUCGAUAUAUAACUGUAAAAAUGAGAGAAACAAUUCACCAAUAAUUUGUAAUCCAACACUUGAACUUUACGAAAAUCCAAUAAGAUCAGAUCAGGAGGAUGAAGGAGAUUUUGAAUGUUCAUGCUGUGAAAAUGAUGACAUUACAAAAUAA
Messenger RNA from Heterobilharzia americana, 1581 nucleotides. Lineage: Eukaryota; Metazoa; Platyhelminthes; Trematoda; Strigeidida; Schistosomatidae. The record is from the annotation of a GenBank genome assembly.